AUGUUUCGGGAUGCCUAUAUUCAUGUUAAGGAGUGUGAGAAAUGUCAAUUGUUUUCUGGAAAGCCACAUUUGGCAGCCUUGCCUCUAAGGCUUGUAGUGAUAGAUGAACCUUUCAAGCAAUGGGGCAUUGAUUUCAUAGGCCCAAUAAACCCUCAUUCUAGUGCGGGUCACGUGUAUAUUUUGACAGCAACUGACUACUUUACCAAGUGGGUAGAAGCCAUUCCCACCAAAAAGGCGAACUCAGAGAUUAUUUCCCUCUCGCAUUCUUCUGAUUAUUUCCCACAGGGCAAUGGAUUGGCGGAAUCUAGCAACAAUAAUUUGAUAACCAUCAUGAAGAAGUUAGUUGAUGAAAGUGCUCAGAAUUGGCAUAAGAAGAUAUAUGAGGCUUUGUGGGCAAAUCGAACCACACCCAAGAGGUCCAUUGGAAUGGCACCUUUUGAACUUGUGUAUGGCGUAGGAGCGAAACUUUCUUUGCCACUGGAGUUAUCAGCAACCAAGCUGCAGACAGUAGUUGAAGAUUCCUUCUUUCAAAAUGCUUUAGAGAAAAGAAUUAUGUAUCUGACAAAUAUAGAAGAAGAGAGAGAAUUGCUGGUGGAUAGAAUUUCAGAACAUCAGAGCUGA
Molecule: messenger RNA, 621 nt
Organism: Cryptomeria japonica (Japanese cedar)
Lineage: Eukaryota; Viridiplantae; Streptophyta; Pinopsida; Cupressales; Cupressaceae
Exons: 2
Coding region: 1-621 (206 amino acids)
Molecular function (GO): nucleic acid binding
Source: RefSeq, a predicted model, not a curated record